CAGCCGCCAGCACACUCGUCCACAGGAUAUUACAUUUCAACAAAACCGUCAAGACCAUGGAGCAGUAAAACAUUCUCUUCGCGACCACCGGCUUUUCCAGAUCGUCAGCCCCCGUCUUUUUCCACCUCUUCAAUCAUCAUAUCUCCUCAAUCAUUGGUAUCUCCCGAACCACGUUUUCGUUUCGAUGACAGGGCCCGUCUGACAGAUGAGCAACAAAAGUCGGCUCAGGAGGCCAAGAAACGCCACAACUUAAUUUGA
Paraglomus occultum is the source of this 258-nucleotide messenger RNA. NCBI's taxonomy places the organism in Eukaryota, Fungi, Glomeromycota, Glomeromycetes, Paraglomerales, Paraglomeraceae. The record is from the annotation of a GenBank genome assembly.